Molecule: messenger RNA, 1231 nt
Organism: Schistosoma turkestanicum
Lineage: Eukaryota; Metazoa; Platyhelminthes; Trematoda; Strigeidida; Schistosomatidae
Source: the annotation of a GenBank genome assembly
AAAAAAAACAAUUAUUCCUCGACAUCGAACUGACUGAUAACGAAACAAGAAGACAUUGUGAAAAUGUAUUCAAUUUCCAAUUUAUUCUUUUUGUUGCGAAAAAUAAAUCAACUGAAAUGAUUGUUUUAUGAAUAUAUCGUUUGCACGUAAAUUUCGAAUCAGUCACUUCGUUCAAACAUCAUGAUGUUUAGUCAAAAAAAUUAAUUUUGAACAUUGAACUACUAUGAGGUCAGCAGCCAUUGGAGUGCUGCUCUGCUAUUGUUUUGUUUAAAACCCAAUAACGCGGAAGAUUAGAUUUGUUCGCGAAAAAAAACCAGAAAAUUUCAGAUUGGAUCCUAAUUUCAAUCAUUAAUUCAUGUCAUUUAAUGAUAUGAUUGAAAAUUCUACAAAACCAACUCUAUUCAACAUGAAUCGUUGGUAUGUUUAUGAAUGUGAACGAUUGAAACAAUUGAAUUUACCAAUAAAACGUUUACAAUUUCAACAUUACCACCAGAUGAAUGAAAUCGAUGCAGAAAAAUUUCAACAUAUACAUCAAUUAAAACAAUAUUAUGCUAAACAGAAUGCAUAUACUAAAUCAUUAUGGAAUACAUGUCCAAUACAUCAUAACAAUGAUAAUCGACGUAAUCUCAUUCAUCCAUUCAGUACACUACUGGUACCAAUUGAAUUAAAAUGUAAUUGUAAUGAAAAUUUAUGGACUGAUAAUAUGACUCCAAAUAAUAUAAGACCAGUUGAUUUUUCUCCAUGGAGUCGACCGAAAUAUACUGUACCAAUAGUGAGUUUACGUAAACAAGCCCAAGAAGAUUAUCGUCAAUAUCGUUUACGGUUGAUUAAUAAAAAGCCACCACCGAAACCUACAACAACAGUGCUGACAACACCAAUGAAAUAUCGGACAUUCAAAUGAAUUAUUGAUUUUUGCCAACGAAUUAAAACAACGUUAAAACACUUUCAUGAUUCAUAUUAGUUUUUCAUAUAUAAUCUACAUAGUAUUAACAUGAAUUCAUUUCUAAGUCUGUAAUAGAAAAGGAGAGAGUCAAGCCUUAUUUGUUCUUGUUUUAUUGUGUAUAUGUCUUCUUACUAACAUGGUAAAAUCGAUAUUGGUGAAUGAACAUUUUUUUGUAACCUUUUUUGUGUUUAUUGAUGAUGCAUGAUGUUGGAGAGUUGAAUGUUUGUCUCUGUGUGAGUGUGUGAUAUAUACGCUUAAUUCAUAGAAAACUGACUUAUAUGAAGCGAG